UCUACUAUAGACGUCGGAACCAUCAUCAAUAUAUCUCCUUGGCAAGAGAUGUUAUCACACGGCGAUAAGGAAAGCCGCCAAACUUGUCUAUCAUACUUCUCUCCCCCGGAGUGCGCAAUCCUGGGAAAAGAAGCUAUAUUAAAAGACUUAGAAAGAGACAGAGAGGAUGGGAACGAAGAAGAAACAGACACAAUCGGUAUCUUCGCCUUCCCCACCAUAAACUUAACACAUCUGGUGACUAACCUCACCGAAAAACCAAAACCACCUCAUCUGCUGACAAACAUCGCCGAAGAACCAGUAGGGGAAAAUACCCUACUCUCUCCAUGGGGCGACAGCCUCGAAGGUAACGAGAACAGACUCACGAGAAUUGGACUUCACCAUCAAGAAGAAUCAAAGCAUCGGUACAUCACAAUCGCAAACACAGGCGCAGUGCUUUCAAUUAUAACAUCCCUCGCACUUUUCUUUGGAUAUUAUUACUAUGGUUGUUGUUGCAACUGCCUCCAACCUCUGCAAAAAUUUAAAACAAGGAAACAAAAAUCGUUCCAAGGAAAGACAAACGAAACAUUCGAACUCACGGACACAAUUUCAAUGUACCCAACUCGACCAGGAUCCCCAAGACCAGCAAAACACCAACAGAGUCUACCAGGAGUUCACGGACAACAGAAAAUAACACCAACGCCAUCCCGGACCAGCAUUCGACUCGCCGACUACGACUACAACUAA
Molecule: messenger RNA, 723 nt
Organism: Cotesia congregata
Lineage: Eukaryota; Metazoa; Arthropoda; Insecta; Hymenoptera; Braconidae
Source: the annotation of a GenBank genome assembly